Molecule: messenger RNA, 1197 nt
Organism: Aspergillus costaricaensis CBS 115574
Lineage: Eukaryota; Fungi; Ascomycota; Eurotiomycetes; Eurotiales; Aspergillaceae
Exons: 1
Coding region: 1-1197 (398 amino acids)
Source: RefSeq, a predicted model, not a curated record
AUGUCUAGGCUCGAGAUAGACGUGCCGGGUACACACAACAUCUACUUUACGCCUUAUGGAGAGACAUAUACUCCUUCUCUCUACGGAGUCAUAUUUUUGCCAUCAGCAUGCUUUAGGGGCAAGUCGACGGCACCUUUAGUGUCAGUCUCGCUGACGCGGUUCGUCACGCUAUCGACAAAGCGAAGGGCCAUUUCACAACUCGUGAAGAGGAAAAAGCAGCCAGAAGCUACUUAUGCAGAAGUAGUGGCUUGUGCCGAGAUUUUUCGCCCAACUGGAGCAGCCACAGCCAACGAAAGAGACCAAGCUUUGUCAGAUUUCUCCCUUGCUGUUCCAACGUCCUUGAGCCCGACAACUCACACUUCAAUUAUGACAACAUCAUAUGCGUUGAUUGUUCAUGCAAAGAUGGAGGGAGGAGAAAAGCUUGAAGCAACACGCGAGCUGCAAAUUUGCCGUACGAUGGUUCCCAGCCCUCCGCUUGUUUUCGAACAUUUCAGAAGGUGCCAACAAAUUCCAUUCAGCAACAGGCUCUUCCUAUCGCCUGGGUACCUGCCCAAUUGCACGUCAAAAGACACAUUCAGCGGAACCGUUCUGCUUGAAGGACCCCUGGUACGAAGGGGUCGUCCCUCUGAGAUCAAGGUAGUUGUGGUCCGUGAAGUGAGAUGGUCAGUGACAGAAGCAGUCGAAAUUUCACACAAGCACCCUUCAUCACCACUUGGCGCCAAUCCAGAUAAGAGGUACAUAGGUACAAUCUGCAAAGGGAACAUAAGAGGCAAUUGGAUGCCUGAGGAUCUUGUUUCCUGGAAAGAAGACAAAGAUGCUUUCAAGCAAGCCCAAGUACCAUUUCGAUUACUCAUUCGAAAGGCCACGAGCGACAUGGAACUACACUGCCCGCAGCCCAAGACUAAGAGAUCACCAAGGAACAGCACUUUUGUGAAUGAGAUAUCCCAUGAAAAGAUUGGCAUUUCUGUGCGCCAUCGACUGAGGCUUGAAAUUGUCAUCGGCGAGGACACAUUCGUUCAGCGAACCCAGACCUUGGUGGACCGAAAACCCGUUCGACAUUGUCUUGCGGCAACAUAUCCUUUGCACAUAGGUCUUAUUGCAUAUGACGCACCGAUACCUGAGGAAAUGUUCGAGACAGAAAGCGAGUUACCUGGGUACGAGGAUUCUGGAAGGAUGCCUCCAGCAUACGAUAUGUGA